Nicotiana tabacum (common tobacco) is the source of this 639-nucleotide messenger RNA. NCBI's taxonomy places the organism in Eukaryota, Viridiplantae, Streptophyta, Magnoliopsida, Solanales, Solanaceae. The record is from RefSeq and is a predicted model, not a curated record.
AUGUACAAUAAUUCUCCUGUACCCGUGGCUAACUCUUUCCAACAUUUGUUGCACCUGAACGAAAAUGGGAAAUCUACUGAGGUUGUGAAGUCUGCUCAGAAAACUAAUAAAAGUAGUUCCAAGGAGUUGGAGUCCAACGAUAAAGAAGAUAAUUUGGCACAAAACAAGGAGGGUGAGAAACAUGUUGAAGCAUGCUUAUCUCCCCAAAAUACUGUAAAUGAUAGUUCAAAGGCUAUAACCACUUAUACAGAGAUACCUCAGGCAGAGAAAGAUAAAACUGGACCAUUAAUGAUAACAGAACAUGGUGAGUCCGAUGAAGACAACACUAGUGAAUAUGCAUCUGAUGAAUCCGAUGAAGACAUAAGGGAUGAAGAAGACAAAUAUGAAGAGUGCAAUUCUACGGAUGAAGAAGAGCUUUUAAAUGCUUUUGCUCCAAGAACCUCAUGGAAAGACCAGUCUGGAGAGAUUGCAGUGGAAGAUCAGACAAAGGAUCUCAUCAUGAAAGGGAGUUUAUCACCUAGGCAGGGUGAGAAAAAUAAGAAAAAAGAGAAAAAUGCUACUGGAGAUCUCGCCCCUCUCACUAGGGCAAAGAUCAAAGCCAAACAAAUUGUUCCCCAAUCUCAUCCAUUUAAUGAUUAG